GAUUUUUUCGAAAAGAAAAUAGUAGAAAAGUGGAUGACCGAACGAAAAACACCAAAAAGGAAGGAAAUUCGAUAGUUUGAGAUGUCGGCCAACCGACCCUUUCACUUACUUUGUUGCAAUACCCAAAAACCCUAUUAUAGUCUCUUUGAUUUCAACGAUAUUUCACUAUUUCAUUUACUAGUUUCUUUGUAAUCUUGCAGUUGAACAAAACCCAGUAACUGAAAUGUCGUUUUUCUUUGGAUUAGCUCUGGGUUUUGUUGUUGGACUUGCUAUCAUUAUUGGGUUUGUCAAGUGUGAGAAUGCAAGAUCCAACCGUCGUUCUCAUCUUGCCACUACCGUAGCUGCUUUUGCUAGAAUGACAGUGGCAGAUUCAAGAAAAAUCUUGCCUUCUGAAUUUUACCCUUCUUGGGUUGUUUUUUCUCAGCGCCAGAAGCUGACUUGGCUUAAUCAUCAUCUCACCAAGAUCUGGCCUUAUGUCAAUGAGGCAGCUUCUGAGUUGAUAAAGGCUAAUGUGGAGCCUGUUCUUGAGCAAUAUAGGCCGGUGAUAUUGUCAUCUCUAAAGUUUUCCAGGUUUACUCUCGGAACUGUUGCACCACAGUUCACAGGAGUUUCUAUUCUUGAAGAUGAUGGGAGUGGUGGCAUCACCAUGGAGUUGGAAAUGAACUGGGAUGGGAAUCCAAGUAUAAUUCUUGAUAUUAAGACUAGACUUGGUGUUUCCUUGCCUGUGCAGGUGAAAGAUAUCGGAUUUACUGGGAUUUUCAGGCUGAUCUUUAAGCCACUAGUCAAUGAGUUUCCUUGUUUUGGAGCUGUUUCUUUUUCUCUUCGACAAAAGAAAAAGCUUGAUUUGACUCUUAAAGUUAUUGGUGGUGAUAUAUCAACAAUUCCAGGACUUCAAGAUGCGAUUGAGGGCACAAUAAGGGACGCUAUUGAAGAUUCUAUCACCUGGCCAGUUCGGAAAGUCAUCCCAAUUUUGCCUGGGGAUUACAGUGAUCUAGAGUUGAAGCCUGUUGGGAUAUUGGAAGUGAAGCUUGUACAAGCAAAGGAGCUGACAAACAAAGACCUCAUUGGGAAAUCGGAUCCCUUUGCUGAAUUAUACAUACGUCCUAUACGUGACAGAAUAAAAACCAGCAAAACAAUCAACAAUGAGCUUAACCCAAUUUGGAAUGAACACUUUGAAUUUAUUGUUGAAGAUUCUUCCACUCAACACUUGGUGGUAAAAAUAUUUGAUAACGAAGGGCUGCAGGCUUCUGAGCUCAUUGGAUGUACUCAAGUGCAGCUAAGUGAGCUGCAGCCUGGUAAAGUGAAGGAUGUGUGGUUGAAGCUGGUUAAAGAUUUGGAGGUCCAAAGGGAUAAUAAAAACCGAGGGCAGGUUCAUUUGGAGCUUUUGUACUGUCCCUUUGGCAUGGAGAAUGGGUUUAAAAACCCUUUUGCUCCUACCUUUUCAAUGACCUCAUUGGAGAAGGUCCUAAAAAGUGGGUCUGAUGGAGUUGCUGAAAAUGAACAAGCAACCCAAAGGAGAAGGGAUGUCAUUAUUAGAGGAGUUCUUUCUGUAACUGUGAUAUCUGCCGAAGAUUUACCUGCUGUAGAUUUGAUGGGCAAGGCUGAUCCUUAUAUUGUUCUAACAAUGAAGAAAUCAGAGGCAAAAAACAAAACCAGGGUUGUGAAUGACAGCUUGAACCCUGUUUGGAAUCAAACUUUUGACUUCGUUGUCGAAGAUGGAUUGCACGAUAUGCUAAUUCUUGAAGUUUGGGACCAUGAUACAUUUGGCAAGGACUACAUGGGAAGAUGCAUACUGACAUUGACCAGGGUGAUUUUGGAAGGAGAAUAUAAAGACAAGUUUCAGGUGGAUGGUGCUAAAUCUGGAUGGCUAAAUCUGAACCUCAAGUGGACACCACAGCUUAUCUAUCGCGACUCGUAGGUAUCUCGACAGCAGAGAAUGGUUCAACAUAGCUCUCAGAGGCUCGGAUAUAUACCCAUGCAGUAGAUUAAUGCAUAGAGAAGAAUAUUUAGUGGGUAGCAAUCAAUAAAUUCUUGCGCGCUAUGUACAUGUGAAGAGUGGAGAGUACUUAUAUUAGUGUACAUAAAUAUUUUUUGCAAAAAUUAGGCUGUGAUUUGAGGUUUAUAAGUGAAAAAUUAACGAGACUAUUGUAAUGCUACAUUUUUCUGGCCUUAUUCUUCAUUAUGUUUAA
Molecule: messenger RNA, 2189 nt
Organism: Mercurialis annua (annual mercury)
Lineage: Eukaryota; Viridiplantae; Streptophyta; Magnoliopsida; Malpighiales; Euphorbiaceae
Product: synaptotagmin-5
Exons: 13
Coding region: 224-1918 (564 amino acids)
Cellular component (GO): endoplasmic reticulum
Molecular function (GO): lipid binding
Source: RefSeq, a predicted model, not a curated record